AUGGACGCGGCAAACACCGGGGAGCGGCCCCAUGGGUCCCCCAGCGAGCAAAUGAACCCAAACGCACAUAAUCAAGAUCAGGAUCCUAUCAACGCCCGCGGGCGCACCAGGACCAGGGACGAGGAUGUUGAGGACGAGGCUGAUCUCAAGGGUCCGGCGAUCGCCUUGACCGAGUCUCAUCUGCGAGUGCCGGCUUGGACUAGAGUCAAGACUGCGGCUCGACCGCACAGAACUGUCCGCCAUAUCAUGCGCAGAAUUGGCACUCUUGCCUUGAAAUUCACCAAGAAGAAGAAGCGUCAAACGAAAGAGACUCAAGAUGACAGGUGUGAGCUUCCGCGGGCCAGACACCAGCGAACGCAAGCCUUCAAGCCUUGCCAAGAUGAUUGGCAGACUGUCGGCUUGCCUCAGUCAAAGGCUGAAAUGGCCUGCCAGGUCAUGAGUGCCAAAGUCGACAUUGCCAACCGAGUCUUAGAGCUCCCUGCUGAAGCCUUUGUGGCCGAAGUUGAUGAUCUUCUCAAUUCUGUCCACACAAAGGUCGUUCCCGCCAAACGCGGUAUCGACCGCCAUUACCGCCUGGAGCAGGUUGGCAUCGUCGGUGGCCACCGGCUCAAGUCAUACAACAUGAUCUGGCCAAUCUUGGUCAAAGGCGCAGAGAUGGCCGGGCGAAGGAUCGAUAUCCAAGCUGCAGCCUUUGCCCAACUUGCUGCCCACCUUCAGGAGGCGCGUCCGGACCCGAGGGUUCCGAUUGCUGGCACCGGUCGCCCAGAUCUGUCCGAUAUUGCCGACGUGACGGAGCCAGAGAGCUUCAUGGCCCUCAUGAGAGCUCCCGAGGGGACGGCACUCGCCACGUCGCCCACGAAGCGACCGGCUCAACCCAUCACCCCCAUCAUGGCCAGACCGGCUCGACUGAGCGAGACCAAGAUUGAGCUCCUGCCCGCACCUACCCCCAUCACCGAGUCGUCUCCUGUAAAGUCGUCUCCCCUCCCCGCGUCCUUUGCAGACACCCCUUCGCCGCGAAGGAUUGUGGCAACAUCCCCAUCGCUCGAGACUUUCGCGACUGGCUGCUCUGUGCGUGUGGCUCCGGGGCAGAUGCCAUCGUCGCCCCUCCGGCCCAACACGGCCCCCAGGAGUUUCCAGGUUCCGUCCGAUGACGACAGUACCACUUUGACUCCCAAGGCCCAUGCCGCCACCGGAGUUUUCAUGGCUUCGUCGUAUGACGACUCGACGUCGAGCGCCGGGAUCAACACCUCGAACGAGCGUGCCGAUGCCCAGGCUGGUGAUCAGCUGGCGUUGAAUCCCAGGCCCGACACCUCCAAGGUUUUUCAGGUCCCCUCCGAUGCCGAAUCUACGUUGAGCUCUGAUACCAACUCAUUCCAGUAUGCUCAGGAUCAAGCUGGUCACGGCUCUAUCAUGAGUGCCAAAACCGGCAACUCGCCCCAGGCUUCCAAAGUCGCGUCUGCUGACGCCUUUGGAUCAAGCCCAGCGCACGCCGGGAAAGAAACAUUGUCUGCACCAUCUUCACCGAUCAAUUUCAGCCGCCCGUUUCCCUCGACUCCGGUCGGGCGAUAUCAGCUGGAGAGCACUACUCCCCACGAGUCGGUCCCCAUGCCUUCGUCGCCUACUCCAGGCCUCACUCAGUCGAAAAAGAGCCUCCUUGAAGCCAUGCCACCGUUUACUCCACGCCUGCCGGUGUCGGAACUAGGCGGCAUGGAUACGAACAAGGACACAAAGUUUGACUUUGGAACGACCUCGGCGUCCUUCAAUUCGCCCUCGUCCAUUUUGCCCUCGUGGGCGAACCCUCACCUCGCUGCCGAGGCUCAAAAGAAGCUUCGCAGAAAGAGCGAGCCACUGUUUCGCACCUUUUUCAAAGGCCGAGCGGCCGCUCACUUGUCUGCUUCGCCCAAGAAGGUCACAUUUCGGGACUUGGUCGACCAGAGUACCCCUGGCUCCCUCCGAGCCGACUCGUUUCCGUACGAGCCAAAUGCCGAAAACGCGAUUGCCCGCCAGCAGCAGAAUUUGCUCACUCCUGAGAUAACCAUCUCGCCCGCAGCGGCUGUGGGUGGCGCUGCGACGCCUGCAAUCUCAUGGGCCUAUAUGACCGGCCGUGCUGCUUCCGACACCAUCGGGCAGAGAACCCCUCAGGCCAUGGACCAAGUGAAUGAUCGGGAGAGUGUCCUUAGUGUGGACAUGCACCGAAAUCUCAACAUCUUUGGCGGAGAAGAGGUCUCGCCCUUCAAGCGGCGCGCCACUGCUAUUGACCAGCUGGCUCGGAUUGCGGAAGCCAACUGCGAUGGCCAAGCCAAGGUCGUCGUCACGCAGGAACAUGCCAGGUUCUUCGUUCGGUUUAAGCUGCCGACCAAGUUCGCUUUCAUGUUUCCACCUGCCCAAGGCUUCGACGAGUCGCGAUUUACUACCACGCCCUCCAUCUCAUCCUCGCCCCGGAUCAGGGUCCCGGGCCCCUACCCGUCGGUCGAGGGCGCCGUCUCGUCGCCUCAUCCCUCGCCCAUGCGCUACCUGUCGGUUGAGGGCGCCGUCUCGUCGCCUCAUCCCUCGCCCAUGCGCUACCUGUCGGUUGAGGGCGCCUUCUCGUCGCCUCAACCUUCGCCCCUGCGAACGCCCGCAAUUGCCCCUGCCCAUCACGAUAACACCAUGGUGUGCGACGGCUUUGCGCCUUCGCCCUCGGGCUUUCGUACAGGCCCUGCGUUUGCACAUGGACAAGACUCCUUUUCACUCUCCAUCGAUGCGACCGCCAAUUAUCAUGUCGACGAGCACUCCACCACUAUUCCUUGGCGUCAAUCCUCGGACCUGCAUCUGGACUCGCUGGUGGCCGGAGCCAACGCACCUCACCCUGCCCACCACGACCCGAUGGAGGAAUCCGAUAGUUCUUUGACCGAGCUAAUGUCCCUGGACGUGGAAAUGACGCCUGCUGGGGAGGACCACGACAUGGACUACGCGGCUCAUGAGAGAAUGUCGGCACAAUCCGACGUCGAGAUGAGUGAUCUGGCUCCCGCCAAAGAGGAAUACACGACUGCCAACCCCACAGGCAUGAUCAUCGGAGACCAACGGAUUAGCCCGAGUUACAAAUUGAGCCCUUGGUACAUGGGAAUUCCUACCAUGCAGACGAGCGACGACGACUAUGGAUGGGACGAUGUGCGGCGUCUGGGGCAGAAUCACGUCGUGCGGGAUCACGACAAUCACAGCCCAGGCCGUGAGUACAUGAGAGGGUUCAUCAAUCGUGCCAGGCCCAAAAGGCUCUCGGCAACGGAGACUGGGUCUCCCAUUGUCCUUCCAACGAGGCGACCCCCCCUUGGGGCUAAGGACCCCAAUACGGAGAGCCCGCUGCUGGGCAAACGCAAGGCUCAGGUCGAGAGGCAGGAGGCACGGUCUCCGUUUAAGAGAGGAGCUGCGCCCGUGCUGAAGCACCAGUGGUUUGAGGCAAGCAUGGCAUCGCAUGGCGAGCAGGACCAUGAGAUGCAAGACACUGAGCCCAAAAGGUUGAUGAGAGGCGGAGAAAACGUGGCGGCAUUCCAAUCAGACGAGGAAAUGACGGAUGCACCGGCCAUGCGGCGGUCGUCACGCCUGCGCACUCUGAGGAAGCCGAAGACUGCACCGAAAUCAUCCAUCCCGACUCCGAUCAAAGUCAGCAGCCGGGCGGGAAGCGGUCGUGGACACCCACCCAAGCCCAAGUCGAGAUCAGUCCAGCAUGAGCUGAGCCAGCAGACGCGUAUCAAUACUCGCAAGAAUAAGGGAAAUGCAGAGUAUCCUUCGCAGAUGCUGGCCAGGCUUAGCAUACACGAGAUGGAGGUGGACACACAGGCCAACCACUUCAGCAAGGCGACGAAGUCGUCGAGAGACACUAAGAGUGUCGGGUGGAGAGAGCCUCUCGUGUCCCACCAGGACGAGCCGCCCAAGAGAGGCAGGCGUGCCAAGAUCAAGCCAAAGGCAACCCAAGGCCAGACGGGGGUUGAGAAGCUGCAGAGACAGGAUGCAGCGGCGAGGAAGAAGCGCACUGCCCAAGUGGCGACGAACCUGGGCCUGCCGGCGAUGGACCUGGGCCUGCCAGUGAAUGGAGCCCCUGCCAGGCCCGGGCGAAUCACCCGAGCUGCGGCACGGGCGCAGCAGUAA
This is a messenger RNA of Hirsutella rhossiliensis, 4125 nucleotides long. RefSeq lists its product as uncharacterized. The record is from RefSeq and is a predicted model, not a curated record. The transcript is spliced from 4 exons. The coding region runs from base 1 to 4125 and encodes 1374 amino acids. NCBI's taxonomy places the organism in Eukaryota, Fungi, Ascomycota, Sordariomycetes, Hypocreales, Ophiocordycipitaceae.